Molecule: messenger RNA, 566 nt
Organism: Kickxella alabastrina
Lineage: Eukaryota; Fungi; Kickxellomycota; Kickxellomycetes; Kickxellales; Kickxellaceae
Exons: 4
Coding region: 1-486 (161 amino acids)
Biological process (GO): translation; ribosomal small subunit assembly
Cellular component (GO): cytosolic small ribosomal subunit; ribosome
Molecular function (GO): structural constituent of ribosome; RNA binding
Source: RefSeq, a predicted model, not a curated record
AUGGCAGCAAAGGAAACCUCCUCUUUUCUCUUUGCAGCAGGCUAUAUAGCAAUACCUUUUAACUUUUCAAAUUUAAAAUAUUCAAAGAUGGUUGGCGCAGUCACUGUUAAGGACGUUUCCGCUCAAGCUUUUAUCAAGGCGUACGCCGCUCACCUGAAGAAGUCGGGUAAGCUCGAGGUCCCCGCCUGGACCGAGUACGAGCUGUGCCCCCAGGAUGCCGACUGGUUCUAUGUCCGUGCUGCCUCGGUUGCCCGCCACAUCUACCUGCGCGGUGGUGUCGGUAUUGGUGCCCUUUCCAAGCGUCAGGGUGGUGCCAAGCGCCGUGGAUCCCGCCCCAACCACCACGCCGAUGCCUCGACCAACGGUCUGGAGAAGCUCGGCCUUCUGGAGAAGCACUCCAACGGUGGCCGCAAGAUUACCUCCUCCGGCCAGCGCGAUCUUGACCGCAUCUCGGUCCAGGUUGCCAAGGCUCAGUCCUCCGAGUAAGCAGUGUCUUUUCAGAAUGUUUUAAAUAGUGAAAUAUUUUCUCUUCUAUUUUGCUUUCAUACAUUUGUCGGAAAAUAUCC